AUGAAGAAGUUGGUCAACCGAUUCAAGAAGAGGGAGCCACGGAAACCUGAUACCGAGCGCGGCGCUGAUGGAAAGAUACUCCAAGACCCUGCUCUACGAGAGCCUCACGAAUGUGGUGCCCCCAACAAAGCAGUCGAAGCCGCCGAGCCUGGUGCUAUUGGGACUUACUCAGGCUUUGAUGACUGGCUCUCGAGCUUCACCCCUACAGCUCCAACAGCCGCAGAACUCCCUGACGAAAAGGUGCAUGAUACUUCUAAAUAUCAACCUGCCCGGCAGCCUGAGGUGACGAUAGAGUAUACCUCUCAAGUUCACCUAGAUGACUUGAUCACGAUUAUCUUAGAUGGAGUCCGCAAGCCCAAUUAUCCUGGAGAAUUCGUCGCAAGGCUGUUGAUCCCGAUUUACUUCACACUCCAGCAGCUCAAUGACCUGCUGCUGGACAACGGAUUCGCCCCAGUUCUCGCAGCACAGCGCCAAGGUUGCGAUGGCUUCAGCGGCCAGGGGCUUCAUGGACAUUGGACUGCGAUGGUAGUCAACGGACCGUCUUGUUACUCCAGGAAAUAUGGGCUUCGCAUCAAUGCGGCUGAGGCAUUCUCUACCUACCUGACUGGCUUAGAGAAAGUACGCGUGGAAUGUAGGGACUCGUGUCUUCUGAUCAACGACGCCGAGAUGGUGAUCUCCUUUCAGCGAACGCUUCGUCUGCCGGAUGACGAUCAGGUGUACGACCUACCGGAAGGAUUCGGCAAACUACCUCUCUUCAACAUCUCGAGCUUCUCAAAGAAGCUGAACGACGCGAAAGACCCCAACGUGAAGACUAUCUCCAAAAAGGGCGGCGUUUUCCUACCUCUGUAUCAGCGAGAGGCUACUUGGAUCAAGUUUGACACACGCAGUUCACCGAAACCUUUCGCCGUACGUGUCUUUGUGGGCGGCAUUAACGCAAUCUCGGGUCGUUCCUGGGAUGCACCUAGAGGUAAAGGCGACCAAGACUAUAUCACCGUGCCGCCCCAGGAAUGUCUCGAUGGAAUUGCCAUAGAUCACCAAACGGUUCGACAAUUCGUCGCCAUGCCACUCGGCAGCGGCUACUCGAUCGAACAACAAAUGACUGGUAAAGAGGACAUGGGGGGCUUUCAAAUGGAAAUUACUCCAUCCGGUUCACAGCUUCGACUCUCGCGAGUUGAAUGGUCUUCAACUGAGCUGAAGGCUGCGUCAUCUCCUGCAAGCGAGGCAAUGAUGCCAGGCGAUCUGGUGAGGGUCUCUGAGCCCUCAACUAGCCAUCACAUGAUGCGGUCCUCAGAAGAUACAGGCCGCUAUUCCCCCUUUUUGAGAAUUUACUACUUUCAAGGUCUGGCCGCCUCGGGAGAUGGACACAACCAGUGGCGAUCCGGCUGCCAGCUUCAGAUGACAGCUCUCUAUGCCCUGAAUUUAUGCAUCAGAUUCUAUGAUCUGGACCGACUACCAUCCAGGCACUUCAUAACACAGGUGCACAUCGAAGCCAAACCGUGGGAAACUCUGUUGUCUGUUCUUUGCCAGAUCGAUAAUCACGGACUAGAAGACUAUCACAGAGAUUCCUACUUAUACCAAAACCGCCUCGUCGACGACGUGCAAGUCAACAAACUUGGGAUCAAGGACGGCGAGGUGCUUGACAUCUUCCGCCGCGCGAAAGACGUGCAACUUUCAAAGUCAUGGUCCUUUGCUCAGGCGCCGACGAAGAGUUUGUCAAGAGAAGGCAAAGGGACGCCCACGCCCCACCCGGGCGUUACGUUAGGCACAGGAAGGUCCGGCUGGGACAUGGUCAUUGCGCCAGGAGCUCGCUUGCGCCAAAAGAUCUACAGAGAUCCAUGGCCACCAGGUAUCUGGAGACGAGAACAGAGCGUCCUCGUGCCGAUUCAGAUACUCAAUUCCGUCGCCUUCGAGAGCUUGACGGGUAUGCUUCCGCCACCCACACCAAUCACUGCUGAAGCGUACGUCAAAGCAGGCAUUCCGUUCUACACCACUGGCGACGAUGAUGUGGAAGCGGUGGUCGUGGAUGCCAAGGGGAUGUUCGAAACGAUCAAGUCUGUCGGGCAGCUGGACGCCGAAGGUGAACAAAUCAACCCUGGGGCAACCUUCUCAGGCAAAUCUCACAAAAUCGCCUGUAUGGCCUGCAAGAUCAAUCUGUGUGAUUGCGUGUAA
Molecule: messenger RNA, 2169 nt
Organism: Cladophialophora carrionii CBS 160.54
Lineage: Eukaryota; Fungi; Ascomycota; Eurotiomycetes; Chaetothyriales; Herpotrichiellaceae
Exons: 3
Coding region: 1-2169 (722 amino acids)
Source: RefSeq, a predicted model, not a curated record